AUGUUUGUGCGUUGCUAUUCAACACAUGUGUGCGCCUUAGCGUUGAAUGUCGCUAUCAAAAAGCGGUGGAGAUGCACAAAAUUGCUUGUUCUUGACAUAUGUGAGAAGGUGACCACUCUCGAAAUCUCACCGCAAGAUACUUUCGCUAAGCUUGAAGAGUUGAAGACAACUUUUUCGCUUCUGCCGUCUCUCCUUCUUGAUGUACUCGUAUCCGUCGAAGGUGAUGCACAAAAUAGCGAAGUCAAAGAUAAAGCUGUACCAAAAUUUGCUGAAUUCGUUGGUCUGAUCAUUCCUGCUGACAUUCUGAAGAUUGAACUGGAUGUAGCAGAGGCGUCUCUGCCAACAAAUAAGCAACAGCUGGUGCGGUUGAAAACUAGGCUCUACUACAAGCAAGCCAAGUUCAACUUACUGCGCGAAGAAAGUGAAGGAUAUGCGAAGCUGAUAACAGAGCUGAUGGAUGGCGGAGGUGGUAUACCAGCCAAGACUAUGAUGACGAGAGUGUUGUGUCUGAUCGGUCAGUUCAAUCUUGACCCGAAUCGGGUAACAGACAUUGCUUUGGAGUGCUUUGAGUGUUGCGCUUCUCAGAAGGAAUUCUAUAUUGCUCUCCUGAAAGAAAUCAAAGCCAACAAGGAUUAUUUGUGCACCCUUCUUGGUUUCAAGUACACGUUCUAUCAUGCUGCAGGGAAAGAGACACCCUUUUCGUUGUAUGUUGUUACAUCGUCUUUGAUUCAAGAGGACAUAAUCGAUCUGAUGAAAAUAACGGGCUUUAUAACAGAGGGAAUCAAAGAAACACAUCGCGCACGUGCAGCAAAAGCUGGAGAAAGGGCUAGAAAGGCAGAAACAAUCCUUGCGUCAAACAUCCCUCUAGAAGUUUCUCGCAACUCGAAUAUUGAUGCUAUGGAUACUGGGCAGUCCAUUGUUGGGGUUUCUUUUGCCACAGUGGCUGCAAUCCAAGAAGCCGACGAUGCUAAACUUGCUGCUGAGCUCAACGAGGAAGCCGUGCUUUCAACAAAUCAAAAACUUGGACUGGUUUGUGCUCUCAUCGAGGACGGUGCGUGGCCACUGGCAAAAAUACUCAUCGACAGAUUGCCCGAAUACUAUGCAGUACAAGCAAGUGUACGCGAGCUGCUGUAGACUCUGGUUAUGUGCAUAAUGACAUGCAAGUUGGACAGACUGGAAAAAUUAUUGCACCGGAAUUGUAUAACGCUAUUGCUAUCUCUGGUGCUAUACAGCAUUUAGUUGGAAUGAAGGACAGCAAGGUUGAGGAUUAACAAGAAUCCCGAUGGGCCAAUCUUCCAGGUGUCUGAUUUUGGUUUGAAGGCAGAUCUAUUCAAGGC
This is a messenger RNA of Cylicocyclus nassatus, 1337 nucleotides long. Lineage: Eukaryota; Metazoa; Nematoda; Chromadorea; Rhabditida; Strongylidae. The record is from the annotation of a GenBank genome assembly.